AGAACCGAUGAAGUCCGCGGAAGCUGCGGAGGAGUCGCGGCCUUGGGGGAUGGCAGAGUCUGGGAAGCGUGCAGACGCAGCAAAGCAGACGGACGUAGCACGCGGGAUGGAGAACUUUCCUGUGAGCGUGUGGCUCCGGGAGGCGGGGCCCGGGCCGGCGCCCUUCCAGUAUACUCCUGAACAUGUAGCUGGACCUGGAGCAGACAUUGACCCCAGUCAGAUAACUUUUCCUGGAUGCAUGUGUGUCAAAACUCCCUGUGUCUUGGGAACUUGCUCCUGCAUCCACCACGAGGAUAAUUAUGACAAGUUGUGUCUUAGAGACAUAGGGCUGGAAACCAAGUACACUAGGCCUGUUUUUGAAUGCAAUGUCCUGUGUCAGUGCGGGGAGCACUGCACAAACAGGGUGGUCCAGAGAGGUCUGCAGUUCCACCUACAGGUGUUCCAGACAGAUAAAAAAGGCUGGGGACUUCGGACUUUGCAACUUAUACCCAAAGGAAGAUUUGUCUGUGAAUAUGCUGGAGAGGUUUUAGGACUCUCUGAAGUACGGAGAAGAAUUCACUUACAAACAGCAUAUGACUCAAAUUACAUUAUAGCCAUCAGGGAGCAUGUUUACAAUGGGCAAGUCAUGGAAACAUUUGUUGACCCUACCUAUAUAGGAAAUAUUGGAAGAUUCCUCAAUCAUUCCUGUGAGCCAAAUCUGUUGAUGAUUCCUGUCCGCAUUGACUCAAUGGUACCCAAGUUGGCACUUUUUGCAGCCAAAGACAUUUUGCCAGGACAAGAGCUGUCUUAUGACUACUCGGGAAGAUUUCUCAAUCACGUGGACAGUAAAGACAAAGAGAGGGUAGACCAUAGGAAAUUCAGAAAACCUUGUUACUGUGGUGCUAAAUCAUGUAUGACUUUCCUGCCUUAUGACAGCUCUCUGUACUGCUCCUUAGAAAAGCCAGACAGCAGUUAGGAAGGAAAUUCCUACCCAUUGGCCUCUCUGUGGAACAGAAUCAGUGGGGUCCAAAUAUACACAGUUCAUCUGCUUCCAUGCUCCCCUCCUGAAAGCUGCUUUCCCUGGAGGUCAGUCUGCCUAGUUAUCAACAGCUCACCCUGCCCUGCACAGGAGGCUGGUGGUUGUUCAUCCUCUCCUCUGCCUAAAGUUGCCCAAAUUCAACUCAGGAAGGUGGCACACACCCUAAGUGUCCACCAAUAUUCUUUCCCUUUCUUGUAGAUAGAAUUCUUUGCCUGGCUAUCCGGAAUACUCACUUUGCUAGUUAGAGAGGGGUAUGUGACUAUUCAAACUCACAGAAUACAAGCAAAAAGGGUGUGCCCUCAUCUGUCAUGGUGGAAACCAACUGCCCUCCAAUUGGACUGGAGGCCCGCUCCAAGGGAGGGAAUACAUCCUUGAUACUGAAAACUUAAAACAGGGGUUGU
Messenger RNA from Jaculus jaculus (lesser Egyptian jerboa), 1419 nucleotides. Its product is annotated as histone-lysine N-methyltransferase SETMAR. The coding region runs from base 8 to 955 and encodes 315 amino acids. Gene Ontology annotation, molecular function: histone H3K9 methyltransferase activity; protein binding; zinc ion binding. Gene Ontology annotation, cellular component: nucleus. The transcript has 2 exons. The record is from RefSeq and is a predicted model, not a curated record. Lineage: Eukaryota; Metazoa; Chordata; Mammalia; Rodentia; Dipodidae.